AAAUGUGGAAUUGGAUCUAAAGAAUGAUAAGGAGUUCACCCAUGUCCAAUGCCCAGGCUCAGCAGCCACUCUGUCCAGAGUUGGACCAGCACCCUAGCGUGGACCCUGAGCACUGUGGGAAAGGCAUUAGCACCCAGGGGCCACGACACAGUUUGCUGGAAGGAAACUUGGGUACAUCUGUAAGGAGAGGAAUAGGAUGGACCUGAGGAGAAGCAGUACAGGAGGGCAUUAUGGAUCCUUUGGAACCAAGGACUGGAAUGCACAUGUAAGACCUCUACCAACUGAGGGUUUCACGAGCACACUCCUUUGCCAAAAUCUUGGUGAAUAGCCUUUCACUGUACAAUUGUGUCUUAGACAUUGUGUUACUUGUUGUCAUGAUCGUGCUUGGCUGGAUGCUUUUUGUCUCACUUGCAUGUUACAUGGGCACAUUUCCGGAGUUCAUGCCUCCAGCUCUGAAGUGGAAAGAGAAGUGGCCUAUUCAGUAAAUCAAGGCAUGACUGAGGAGUUGGACUUUGGAUGAAGAACCACAACUAUAAGGGUUCAGGAUACUUAUAUCCCCCAGGAGGGACCCUGGUGGAAAUAAGCAAAGUUGAUCCUAAAGUAAUGCAGCUCUGAAGCUCACCUGACCAACUGUACAGUUCCCAUUGUUGCAAAUCAUUUUGUCACAUUUUAUGUAAAAAGUUAACAAACAUUAAAAAAAAGUGGUAAGGAAAAUCAGAUACCUAGAUUUUGGAGUAAGCACUGAAAUGGUGACUUGGCAGAGAUAGAGGGUGUUAAAUGUGGAGCCAAGAUGAGAUAGAACCUGUGGAACAGCGGCAUCCAUGCCAAGGAUGCCUAAGCACUACAGAGAUAGCAGAAAGAGGAGGAAAAUGGGCAUUUUUGAACAUCAGCUAUGGGCAGCACCAUACUAGGUUCUUUACAUACGUUAUUUUAUUUGAUCUUCACAAUCCAGUGAGGUCAUUAGUGGUGUCCCACCUCCCAGAGGAAGAAACAGACUCUUGGAAAACAAGUACUUUGUCCAAGGUCACACCUGGGACUCAUACUCAGACCUUUCUGACUUGAAAAUGCGUGCGUUUUCCUCAGCACAAUGUACUUCAGAAAGGUAUGUAUCCAACCAGAACACUGUCAAGGAAUCCAAAGCAGGUGUGAGGUUUAAGAAAGAAGUGGUAACUACGUUUCUGAGAACCAGGUAUUUAUCCUCUGUUGAAAAAAAGGCUAUGGCUUUGGCAACUAGGUAGGUGACCUUCAAGAAAUCAGUUUUGUUAGAAUGAUAGGCAUUGAGACCAGAUUGCAAGGGUUGCUGUAGUAGACAGUUGUAGCAUAUGUUGACCGUUCUUUUCAUAUGGUAGCCAGAAGAGGAAAGGGAAGCAACUAUAACCUGAUAUGACAUGGUAAAUCUUCAGAAAACUUCUCAGGAUAGUGGAGGCUUGGGCAUGUUGGUGGCAGGGGGCAAGGAGAUGUUAGACAGGCAGAAUUGGGAAUACUAAAAAGAUACAGGGUAAUUGACAGGAUACAACCCAUGAAGAAACUGGGAAUGUCAUCAAAGGCAAAUUUGCCUAUUAGUUUUUCUUCUCUAAACCCUGUCACCCACCUCUCUUUCCCACUUUUUCCUCCACAUGUUUCUCUCUCCUUGCCUUGAAUGUGAGUAAUAUUUGCUAACAUUCUGCUUCUGUACAAAAGUGAAUGAACCAAACCUUAUAUAUUUCUUCUUCCAAAACCCAUAUGGGUAUUAUUGCUCCAUUACUUGCUCUGAUUGUUAUCCCCCUCCACCACAGGUCAGUGAUCUUCCCUAGGAGAAUUAAUUUAAGGCAGCUUUUCUAAGCUUGACGUAAAUACAGCCACUAUGUUUAAUUCUGGUGACUAACUUUUUUUUCAUAUUCAUGAUUUUUACCUUCCCUUUCUUCUCAUCUUUCAUGAUCCACAAAUCAUUCCUGGGGACUUAUACGUGUACUUCAUUCUCACACACACACACACACACACACACACACACACACACACACAGACAUGUUUCCAAAUGAAAAUAAGAGGCUUUCCCUUCACCCAGACAUUUUUGUUUGGACAAUGUGUAAGCAGUAGUAAACCUGGAAAGGUGCCUACAGUAAGUGAGGUGAAUUUGAAACUGUUUUCUUACCAAAACAUAAUCUCCUUCAGCCAAGGACAGUGUCUAGAUGACUUUUGUCUCCUUAGUGCCAAGCACUCGACAUCUCAAUCUGGCACUUAUUAAGUAAAGUACUCAGUGAGUAUUUGUAGAAUAAAGCAAAUGAAUGGAGGGAUAGGAAAGACUUGGAUAAAUUAUUAUUGAUGUUAUGUACUUAAACACAGAAUUGGUAGCACUGGUAAAAUUGCAUUGCACAGGAAAAACAAAAUAGUUGCUUACGAUUAUGGGUGAAAGGAAGGACAGUGACCCUGUGUCUCUGUAAUGAUUCAUAUUUUCCAGGGUGGGUAGUCUGA
Messenger RNA from Lynx canadensis (Canada lynx), 2451 nucleotides. RefSeq names its product SPTY2D1 opposite strand (gene MISFA). The record is from RefSeq and is a predicted model, not a curated record. The transcript has a single exon. The coding region runs from base 375 to 485 and encodes 36 amino acids. NCBI's taxonomy places the organism in Eukaryota, Metazoa, Chordata, Mammalia, Carnivora, Felidae.